Molecule: messenger RNA, 324 nt
Organism: Aspergillus glaucus CBS 516.65
Lineage: Eukaryota; Fungi; Ascomycota; Eurotiomycetes; Eurotiales; Aspergillaceae
Product: ankyrin repeat domain-containing protein
Exons: 1
Molecular function (GO): protein binding
Source: RefSeq, a predicted model, not a curated record
ACCCCUCUUUUCAUAGCAUCUAUCAAAGGCAGGUAUGAGGUAGUGAAGCUGCUGCUUGAGAUCUUGCAGAUUGAAGUCAAUGCCCAGGAUAUCAAUGGGCAGACCCCUCUUUCUGCAGCUGCAAUAAGAGGUCAUGAAUCAGUUGUUAGCCUACUUCUGGCUAGGUCUGAUAUCGACGUGGAAAAGCAAGAUGUCAAUGGUCAGAGUCCACUCUCCCUUGCCGCCAUGAGAGGGGAAGAACAAGUUGUCAAGUGUCUCGUGAUGACUGGAAAGGCCGAUAUGAAUUCAAAUGAUAAAAAUAGGCGAACGCCUUUGUCUUGGGCA